CACAUGGUUUGAACAACGAUUUGUAUUAGUCUACACAAUGUAUAGACUAUCCCAGUUUAUUUCUCAGCAGAUUUUAAUUAAGAUAAUUUAUAGUAGAGUAUAAAGUUUCUGUUUUCCGGAAUUCAGGUUCCAAAACCCGUAAAAUUGGAAGGAGUGUUUGCCUCUUGAACCAAUUGAACACAUUUUGUUAUAAUCCUUUAAAGAGGAAAGUGUUAACUUUUAAUUAGUGCUCUGCACUGUAUAUGUUAUCGGUGACGUAAAAUGGAAAAUAGCAAGAAAACUGUCAUUCAAGGAUGUCUUGCUGUAUUCGGUGGAGUUCUGUUGCACCUCACAUUCGGUUAUUUCUAUACUAUUUCAAAUAUGAUCCCUUAUAUAAUGGAUUAUUUAAGAACGUAUGUAGAUUCUAGCAUAUCCGAUAAAGACGCUAUAUGGCUAUCGGCUUUGGGAUUUUGCAUGCAAGGACUUGCAAUGCCUGCUGGUGGUUUGGUGGCUAAAAAAUUGGGCUUUAGACUUGUUGUCGCAACAAGUUGUAUAUUUUUGAGUGGGAGUGUGUUUUCUACGUACUUCACAAUACAGAAAACAUUUGUUGGGGUGAUAAUAACCUAUUCUGUUUUAAUGGGGAUAGGAAUGGGUUUCGCUUAUUCUGUUGUGUUGGCCGUAGCAACAACUUGGUUUCCAGAAAGGCGUGGAUUGAUUGUAGGAUUUAUUGUUAGUGGAUUCGGCCUAGGUGCAUUGGUUUUUGCACCUAUUCAAACAGCUUUAAUCAAUCCUUCAAACAUAAAAGUGAACAAUGUUACACGACAUUUCACUGACAGAGAACUCCUCGAUCGCUUACCAACAGCACUUUUAAUUCUGGGAGGUAUAUUAUCAGGGAUUCAGAUUGUUGGUUUCAUACUUCUUCGUCCAAGGCCUACUUCAAAACAAACAAGUGUGAAUCAGAAAGCACAAAUCUCAAAUGAAGUAAACGUAUCACCAAAGCAAUUGUUUCGAUGCAUCGAUUUCUAUCUACUUUGGCUUGUGAUGUUCUUCAAUAUUAUUCCAAUUACUACAAUCACAUCGACUUACAAACAAUUCGGUCAGACAUAUAUUUCGGACGACAGAUUUCUAUCAGCCAUAGUAACUGUUUCGUCGCUAUUCAACUGUGGUGGUCGCAUUAUGUGGGGCUCUGUCGCUGACCGACUAUCAUUUAAGAUUCCAUUGUGUGUAAAGCUCGCCGUUUGGUCUGUUGUCCUGAUAACCUUUCCGCAUCUUGCUUUGCUGUCAGAAUUUGCUAUGAAAAUAUGUUUCCCGAUUUGGGUAUUCGCUCUAUUCACAUUGUUUUGUGGAACACUGGUGCUUAUUCCAAAUGCAACGGGUACAGUAUUCGGACCAGUCAAUUUAGCAGUGAAUUACGGUUUGAUCUUUAUUGCUUUCUCGUUUGGAAGUUUCACUUGUGCACUGUUUACAACCUUCGUAACUGCGGAAGGAGCCUACAUAUUCCAGUACACAAGCUGUGGGAUUGUGUGCCUUGUGUCACUCUUCAUAACAUUGUGGAUCGAAGACAGAAAGACUCCAGAGAAGUGCAAACUGAGCGGAUGCUUUGUUAGAUCAUGUGCAAAAUUACGAGUGAAACAACCUUACUACAGUCCACAUGAAUUAGAAGCUCUCAGAUCGUAAUGCAUAACUGAUUACCUUUAUUCUUAUAGCUAUUAGCCUCAUUAUAUAUAGACUUUAUCCUAACUGUAUCUCUCUGCUCCAAGCAAAGUAAAAAACACUGUCAUAAUUGCUAUUAGUGCAGUUAAAUUUUUUUUAAUAAUUUUAUCCGAUAAAAGUCCUUGCUUCGUUUUUUAAAUUGCUUUCCGUUUAAUUCUAUUUUCUGCAAACACUUAUAAUAAAAUUUCACUGACAAAUAGACUCAUGUUUAUCUGAUAAGUUAAGGAAUUUUUGAAUUUUGCUCUGAUAAAAAGCUAACAAAUCCUUUUGCAUCCCAAAAUCAAAAGCAAAAGUAAUUGGAGGUCAACAGUAAAGUUCACGUUCCUAUGAUUCAGCACAAAUGACACAAUAACCAUCUUUUUAAUAGCUUCAUUGAUUUCCGAAUCGAAAAGUGAAACUUGUUGCUUUUUUGGAAAUUUCAAAUAACUUUUCAUGGAACGGUUAAAUAAGCAAAAUAAAGGCUCUUGAGUAUCAACUUUUAGUUACUUUUUUCUUUCCAUAUUGUCUCUUAAUGGCUAAAUUAGACUACAUGAAUAAACAACGCCUGAACCAAAAAUGACU
Messenger RNA from Trichobilharzia szidati, 2253 nucleotides. Lineage: Eukaryota; Metazoa; Platyhelminthes; Trematoda; Strigeidida; Schistosomatidae. The record is from the annotation of a GenBank genome assembly.